AUGAGAACCAAGCACACCCACUGUGAGUGCGGCUUGACUUGCGUGACAGCCCAGACGAGCUCGGCUCAAGUGGAGCUGCUGCGAAAGGUCACUUCCACUAUUUCUGCAAGAGAUACAAUACAAAAUGGUGUUCCUGUCUUGUACCCUUUGGGCGAGAAGCCGCGGACCUGACAGAUACUGGAAGGUCCAAGAACUCCUCAAGCAUGCCCGGCACUUCAGAGGCAGGAAGAACCGAUGUUACAGCCUGGCUGUGCGGGCGGUGAGGAGGGCGUUUGUCUACGCGACUAAAGGUCGCAAAAUAAAGAAACGCAACAUUAGAACGCUUUGGAUUACACGUAUAGCAGCAGCAUCCCGAGAGCACGGCAUGAAGUAUCCCGUCCUCAUGAACAACCUAACAAAGAGCAGCGUGCAGCUCAACCGGAAGGUUAUCAGCGAGCUGGCGAUCACAGAACCUCGGUCGUUCCUCUCGCUUGCCAAGCUGGCCAGAGCCCGGCAACAAGAAGGCUUCUGUGCAGCAUUGGGUGACGGCAAAGAGCCUCCUGGUGUCUUCUCCCGUGUGGUCGUGCAGCAUUAAUGGACUCAGAUUGUGGAGAUGUUUAUUAAAAUAACAGAGUGGACGCGUACAUUUAAAAAAAAAAAAUGUAACAUUUGUUCUCCACUGCGUAGAGUUAUGUUUUGUCAUGUGAUAUUGUUAUUGGUCGUUUAAACAAGAUCUUUUUUUCCCUCACGCUUUUGACCGACAUGUAAGUGUAAAGACAGAUGUAUUGUGUGCGUAUCAUUGCAAUGUCAAUUCAACUUUUCUUAUAUUUUCUGGUACAAAUAAGUGGUCAUGCCCUCCACCACACUUUGUAAAAUAUUUUUUCUCAUCGUGUGCUUGUCCCCUGAAUGUCAAGUUAAAUAAACAUUUUGAUACAUUCAAAAA
Messenger RNA from Nerophis ophidion (straightnose pipefish), 922 nucleotides. It is a transcript of the gene mrpl20, whose product is annotated as mitochondrial ribosomal protein L20. Lineage: Eukaryota; Metazoa; Chordata; Actinopteri; Syngnathiformes; Syngnathidae. The transcript has 4 exons. Bases 125 to 574 code for a protein of 149 amino acids. Gene Ontology annotation, molecular function: rRNA binding; structural constituent of ribosome. The record is from RefSeq and is a predicted model, not a curated record. Gene Ontology annotation, biological process: translation; ribosomal large subunit assembly. Gene Ontology annotation, cellular component: ribosome.